This is a messenger RNA of Fonsecaea multimorphosa CBS 102226, 1095 nucleotides long. RefSeq lists its product as uncharacterized. NCBI's taxonomy places the organism in Eukaryota, Fungi, Ascomycota, Eurotiomycetes, Chaetothyriales, Herpotrichiellaceae. Gene Ontology annotation, molecular function: alpha-1,6-mannosyltransferase activity. The record is from RefSeq and is a predicted model, not a curated record. Bases 1 to 1095 code for a protein of 364 amino acids. Gene Ontology annotation, cellular component: mannan polymerase complex. The transcript has 2 exons. Gene Ontology annotation, biological process: protein N-linked glycosylation.
AUGGCCAUCUCCCAUUCAUGGAAACGUGCAGCUCUCGCAGCAAUCGUCCUACUGACAUUAUUCCUCCUGCUGCGGCAUACAUCCUUCUCACCGAGCCUUUCUGUGGUCGAAGGUACAUCUGAAGGCGGGCAGCCCUCGAGACCCUACCCUCCUCCAAAGCCUCCCAAAGUUGGUCAGGAUACGCAGCAAGCAGUCCAAGACGUGGCAGGCAAACCUCUACGAGAAAGAUUACGGUACCAUUUCCCCUAUGACAUCGAGGCCAAAUUCCCUGCGUACAUAUGGCAGACAUGGAAGUAUGGACCGGACUCGGGGAGCUUUGAGGAGAGAUUAAGACCCUUCGAGGCAUCGUGGUCAAAUCUACAUCCUGGCUUUGUCCAUGAGGUGGUGACAGACGACGCUGCAUUACACCUCAUCAACUAUCUGUAUGCCCCAAUGCCGGAAAUCGUUCAAGCAUACGAAGCCAUGCCUCUUCCUGUAAUUCGGGCUGAUUUCUUCCGCUACCUGAUUCUGUUGGCACGUGGCGGGAUCUACAGCGACAUCGACACCCAAGCCCUUCAGUCUGCCACGGCUUGGUUGCCGCAAAACCUGGACAAGUCUACCGUUGGCUUGGUGGUGGGGAUUGAGGCCGAUCCGGACAGACCAGAUUGGAAUGAUUGGUAUGCGAGGAGGAUUCAGUUCUGUCAAUGGACGAUCCAGGCAAAGCCAGGCCAUCCGGUUUUGAGAGAUAUUGUUGCCACAAUUACCGAAGACACGUUGGCCAUGCACAAGGCUGGGCGCCUACGCAAAGGCAAAGAACCAGCCAAGAGCAUCAUGGAGUACACAGGACCUGGUGUGUGGACAGAUGCACUGUUUUCAUACUUCAACAACCAAGAAUAUUUUGAUUUCAGCACCCGGAAAACGAAUGUGUCAUACCCCGAUUUCUUUGCCAUUACCGAACACAAGAAGAUUGGCGAUGUCGUGGUGCUGCCAAUCACGAGUUUCAGUCCAGGCGUAGGUCAGAUGGGCUCGGAAGGACCUGAGCACCCAAUGGCCUUUGUGAGACAUGAUUUCGACGGGUCUUGGAAGCCCGAACAUGAGCGCAUGAAGGGCGAUUGA